Malus domestica (apple) is the source of this 615-nucleotide messenger RNA. RefSeq names its product NAC domain-containing protein 100-like. Gene Ontology annotation, biological process: regulation of DNA-templated transcription. NCBI's taxonomy places the organism in Eukaryota, Viridiplantae, Streptophyta, Magnoliopsida, Rosales, Rosaceae. Gene Ontology annotation, molecular function: DNA binding. The record is from RefSeq and is a predicted model, not a curated record.
UAUACAGAAACAAGAACCACGCACGUACUUCAUUUUUCUUUUUGUGUUUGCAAUGGCCGGACCCCUUGUGCCUUAUGCUUUCUGCUUCCAACCCCCGGACCAACAGAUCAUCAGUUUCUUUCUCUACAAGAUGGCGGUUAAGCGUCAGCUGUUACCGCCACCACACGACGAGUAUGUGCAUGAGGAGGACCUCUUUGACUUCAAAGAACCAUGGGAGAUUUGGGAAGAAUAUGGAGGAGAUCAAGACUUAUAUUUCUUCUGCGAGCUCAAGAAGACCAGUUUGCGCAUCCAUCGCAAGAUUGGGGAAGGCACUUGGAGCGAAAAAGAACAUGAGCUGGUUUACAAUGAGAACGGAAACCCUAUUGGGUGGAAGAAAAAGUUCCGGUACGAGAAUCGAGGGUCAGAUGACCACGGAGGGUGGAUUUUAGAUGAAUAUAGUCUGCUUGUUGGUGCUGACGGCCGUGCUGAAAAGGCCUCAAAGGAUCGCUACGAUAUUCCUUUUGUGAUUUGCCGGCUGCGGAAGAAUCGCAGAAGUUGCGGGAAGAAGAGAAACAACUGAUGAUUAAGUGAUGAGAGAUUAUGGAUUAAGAUAUAAAUUAACUGAUGACAUUGAAA